GACAGUCAACAUUUAUCUCCAACCACCUUUCUUAUAACUUCCCACGUCAGACCACCCCAAUUGAGUUUCUAGUAUUGUGUAUUAUCCUGCGACAAUGUUUUCUCGUUACGCUUUCCGUUGCGCUCAGCCCUUGAGACAGAGUGCCCGCCAAUACUCUACCGAAGCGCCUAAGGGCAAGUCUCUUGCUCCUGUCUAUCUGACUGUUGGUUUGGCCGGUCUUGGUGUCGGGCUGUACCGCUAUCAGUCUAGCGCUGCCACCGCAGAGACUCCCAAGGAGCGAUCCAAGGUUUUCACUGGCGGCGACCAAGGAUGGGUUGGCCUCAAGCUGUCCGACACUGAAAUCCUAAGCCACAACACCAAGAGACUGCGCUUUGAAUUCGAAGACAAGGAAGCUGUCUCUGGUCUUCAUGUCGCCUCUGCUCUCUUGACCAAGUUCACCCCUGCCGGUGCUGAGAAGCCAGUUAUUCGCCCUUACACACCCACUAGCGAUGAAGACCAGCCCGGUUACCUGGAGCUUGUUGUCAAGCAAUACCCCAACGGCCCGAUGUCUGAACACAUCCACAGCAUGAACGUCGACCAGCGCCUGGAAUUCAAGGGACCUCUUCCCAAGUACCCUUGGGAAGCUAACAAGCACAACCACAUCUGCUUGGUCGCUGGUGGAACAGGAAUUACUCCCAUGUACCAGCUGGCUCGUGAGAUUUUCAAGAACCCCGAUGACAAGACCAAGGUCACCCUGGUCUUUGGAAACGUCAAGGAAGAGGACAUUCUUCUUAAGAAGGAGUUCCAGGACUUAGAGAACACCUACCCCCAACGAUUCCGCGCCUUUUAUGUCCUUGACAACCCCCCUCAGGGCUGGACCGGCGGCAAGGGUUACAUCAGCAAGGAACUUCUGAAGACCGUCCUUCCCGAGCCCAAGGAGGACAACAUCAAGAUCUUCGUUUGCGGCCCCCCUGGAAUGUACAAGGCCAUUAGCGGUCCUAAGGUCAGCCCGAAGGACCAGGGCGAACUCUCGGGUAUCCUGCAGGAGCUGGGAUACAGCAAGGACCAGGUCUACAAGUUCUAAGAAGGCUCUCUCUGACAUUAUUUGUCUGUUACGCUGUCUAAUUUGGCGACAUGUUUCAAGCGAGUGCUAUCUGUGAUUCUGAUUCCUGGCAAAGGCACUUACGCCAUGCUUGUAUAUCCGGCUAGAAUUAUUAGCGGGCAGCCUACAGUGUACGCUACCAUACAUGAUAGAUAUAGGAAGUCUAGACAACUGUAUUUCUACAACCACC
This is a messenger RNA of Aspergillus versicolor CBS 583.65, 1271 nucleotides long. Its product is annotated as cytochrome b5 reductase family protein. Gene Ontology annotation, molecular function: cytochrome-b5 reductase activity, acting on NAD(P)H. The transcript has 4 exons. The record is from RefSeq and is a predicted model, not a curated record. Lineage: Eukaryota; Fungi; Ascomycota; Eurotiomycetes; Eurotiales; Aspergillaceae. Gene Ontology annotation, biological process: ergosterol biosynthetic process. Bases 95 to 1063 code for a protein of 322 amino acids.